GGCGGCGGCUUAGGUCGGUGAGCGGUGGUUUGAAUUUCUGUUGGAUGUUAUUGUUGAUGGCGAUUGCCCCGCCAGUCAGUUCGGUUGUCAGUAUUUGAUGAAACAUUGACUCAUCUUAAACUGGUAUAAACAGCAAAUGAGAAGAGUUGACGGAAUAAAAGUCAGACCUCAGCUGCAGUAUUUUUCUCUUGUGGUCCUGGGCUGUGUGUUGGAGGCGAUGCGUCAUGAUUCAUCUGCAAGUCGCCGAAAGGGCAAAACCCCUCAACGUCGCUCCCCGCCGCUGGCCCCAGGGACCUCUGGUUCGACACCCCGGCCCCCAAGACGACGUGAAGUUUCAAAGGAGCCCCCUCUAACUCCCAGGAAGAGAAGGUUUCGACCAGGGACCAAAGCCUUAAUGGAGAUCCGCAAGUACCAGAAGAGCACAGAUCUUCUGCUGAGGAAAGGACCCUUCUCUCGCCUGGUUCGUGAAGUCUGCGAGAGUUUUUCCAGAGAAAGUCUCAGAUGGCAGGUCUACGCUCUACUGGCCCUGCAGGAGGCUGCAGAGGCGUUUCUCGUCAUGUUAUUCUCAGAUGCCAACCUGUGUGCCAUCCAUGCCAAGCGGGUCACAGUGUUCCCCCGUGAAAUUCAGCUAGCCAGGAGAAUCCGUGGAGUGGAUAACCUGUAAAAACAACCCAGUACAGAGUGGACAAGCCAGCAACAUUCUUCCUUCUUCACUCUGUUCUGGUGCUAUGAUACUGCAUAGUUUGGAAUGUGGGUUUAAAUUUUCCUGAGAAAAGAAAUCAUAUGUGUUGGUAGAUCAUCAGAGGUUUUAUGAAAAGAUACCAAGUUCACGUUCAGGUCCUUUGUGUUUGCUUCAGGUCACCUUUACAAAUUGAAUAAGCAGAUGUAUCUUUUCAUACUUACUGACUAAUAUUAUAGAUCUGCUAUGUUUGUGUGAUAUCUGUGUUGUGUUAAUUUUGAUAUAUUUUUAAUGUGUACACAAUGUUACCCAUUCAAGAAAACUUGUUGAUAAAAAGCAAAUCUUUUUCUAUUACAUUCCUGAUGUCUUAAACUGGUUUGUCAUUAUUUCAUGUCAUUACACAUCUUUGUAUGAUGUUAUCAGGAAUGUUGUUUUUCACUUAAAUAGAAAGGCAUGCCAAAGAGGCCAAUUUUCUUCAAACUCAGUCAAGGGAUUGAGGGAUUUUUUUUUUAUACUUCCUGGUGUCCAUUUGAAUUUUUUUUUUUUUUUUUUUUUAAAUUGGUCCUUGAGGGUGGAGAUGGGUGGCCAAUCAGAUCUGAUAAUACCUGCACUCUGAGCCAGCUGGGGCACCCUGUGAGGCAGGAAGAACAGGUGCUGAACUUAAGUAUAGAUGCUGUAAGCGUGAUCUGUCUACAAUAAAAUUAAAGCAGAUCUCAGGUUAGUGCUCACAGAUGAGAAUGGGUCCGAAAACCCAGAGAAGUGAAAGCCAACAGGUAGUCUGAAAGAGAAACAGGUCCCCAUGUACCCAUAUGGCAUUUUCUGUAACCUGUUCUUUUAGGACCCUAAUGGUGUCUAAUUAAGAAUUUGUCAUGUUGCCUAGGUCAACUAAUGACCUAUGGGUUUCCUACUUUCUCAUAUCAUGCCAGGAAACAAAUGGAAAGGGAGGAUGAAGAUGUCUGUGUCCAGGAUCCUUCCUACUGCCAACUUGAAGACCAGUUUUAUGGCAAGCAGGUAGAGAACAACCAUGCUGUCUGUCUCCUGGUCUGACUGGAGGGCAUGGAUCCCGGUGACUUCAACUUGGCACAAAAUACCCCAAUCCAUGGUAGCUUAUAUUCCUGACAAACGAUCUACCAAUACAAGACCUUAUCGAAGUUUACUAGGUGUGAAUCAGUCAACUUCAUUCUCCAUCUGAUGAUGACAUUAAGUGAUGAGCUGUUUCCUCCCUGAUGAGAGCAGCUGUCUUGCACUUUGCCAACUAGGUUAUUGCCUCUUUACUCCCCCAGACCUAAGGUACAUCUCAUGUCUCUUUGUUGUAAUUUCCUUGCACCUCUUGAGUCAUUCUGUUGUGCCAUUUCAAAGACUGUCUCUAAGCUCUUCUGUGCGUUCCAAUACCCGUACUACCAUACUAUAUAGUAAGCCAGAAAUAGAUUUAGUGGGUGCGCUCUGAAUCACUUACUUUUUCUUUUUACUUUAAGUAGGUACUGCAACUGCCCUUGAAAAGUAUAUACUGUUGGAUGCAGUAUGAACACAACUGUGACUUACUGUUUUCUUAUAACAGUACGCCCUGAACUUUGACCCUCUUACUCAAAUAUCUGUUACCAUGGAAAUAAAACAAAUUGCUUUUCACCGAGUCAACCCUGACAGCUCUGCUGCUGUUGUUUUACACUAAGUACUAACUGCAUCCAUUGUAGACUCUAACAUACUAUAUUCACGAUAGUAAAAUGACUGCAGGCUACAGUCAUGGUAAUCAUAAGUGCAAGAAGCUUCUUCAGUUCUAAAUGACUGGUACGGAGUUGCAGGCUUUAAACCCUGUGUGGGUGUGGACCCUUGCAAAGUCGUAGGGGGCAGAAACUUGUCCACCCCAAGGACAAAACACUGAGACAUAAGCAGAGUAAUGUAGUGUAUGCAGUUCAGUGCAGCCAGGAGUGCACAGAUUUAUACAUUAGGGAAACAAAACAACCACUCCACAAGCGCAUGGCACAUGAGACCCAGCUCCUCCUUCUCCUCCUCCUCCUCCUCCUUCAUCUUCUUCCUCUUCUUCUGCCUCUUCUGCCUCUUCUUCUUCUUCUUCUGGGGAGGGCCAAAAUACACUCCAAAAAGAAUGCAGAUUCUGGUUUUAAUGAAUCUCAUUUUUGCAAAUGCUAAAUUAGAGAUUAGGAAAAGCCAGAAAAAUAAUGUUGUUGGAGUGGGCUGGACUGAUGCAGUGCUCUGUCUGAAGGGUUUGGUGACAGCUCGUCUGAGGGUCAAACAUGCAUUUUAUAAACUGACCAAUAAUUUGAAUGGUUUUAGAGAUGUGUGGGCUGUUAGGCAGGUUCUGUGCUCACUGGGGAAGAAUGGCUCUUUGGGGCUGAAUUUUUAGAAAGGUAGAUGUAGUUUUUUAGGUUUUGUGUGAUUCGUGUAUAUGUGGAAAUAUUAAUGUUUGAUUAAUUUAUUCUGAAAUAGGUUUUUAACCAACUAUCAGAAUGUCUCACAAAUAAAGUUGUUUUCGAAUGGGAA
Epinephelus lanceolatus (giant grouper) is the source of this 3175-nucleotide messenger RNA. RefSeq names its product histone H3-like centromeric protein A (gene cenpa). Gene Ontology annotation, cellular component: nucleosome. NCBI's taxonomy places the organism in Eukaryota, Metazoa, Chordata, Actinopteri, Perciformes, Serranidae. Gene Ontology annotation, molecular function: structural constituent of chromatin; DNA binding; protein heterodimerization activity. The record is from RefSeq and is a predicted model, not a curated record.